Molecule: messenger RNA, 1017 nt
Organism: Sinocyclocheilus grahami
Lineage: Eukaryota; Metazoa; Chordata; Actinopteri; Cypriniformes; Cyprinidae
Gene: tmem120ab
Product: transmembrane protein 120Ab
Exons: 12
Coding region: 1-1017 (338 amino acids)
Biological process (GO): fat cell differentiation
Cellular component (GO): membrane
Source: RefSeq, a predicted model, not a curated record
AUGUCGACAGCACUUGCAAAAGCCCUUCAAGAAUGGAGGUUUCAGGAGAAAGAACUGCAGCAGCUUCAGGAGACCCAUCAGCUUUACCUGCAGAAGUUAGAGGAAGUCUCCAAACUUCAAAAGAGCUUUGCUGCCUCCAUCGCUCGACAGAAAAAGAAUUUAAAGGAGAAUUUAAAGGCUUUGAUUAAGUUUAAUAAAGGACUGACAGAAGAGGAGAAGAAUGAGGUUAAGGAGGCCAAAGAUCACAUCCGAAAUAUGCCGAGCCUAAUCUUUCAAAUGGAAGCAUUUCUUCCUAAGAAAAAUGGGAUUUAUCUCAGUCUUGUCCUUGGGAGUAUGAAUGUCAACCUUCCAAGCAAAGAGGCCAAAGCUGAAUACAAGGAUGAGUAUGAACGGUUCAAGCUGUAUGUGACUGUGACUUUGUUCCUGCUGACCUUCGCUUGUCGCUUCUUCAUCAGCUACAGAGUUGUGGAUGCCCUUCUUAACUUCCUGUUGGUUUGGUACUAUUGCACACUGACGAUUCGUGAAAGCAUUCUCAUCAGCAAUGGAUCCAGGAUUAAAGGCUGGUGGGUUUUCCACCACUACAUUUCCACCUUUCUGUCUGGAGUCAUGCUAACCUGGCCAGAUGGUGAAACAUACCAGUCUUUCAGGAACCAAUUUCUGGCCUAUUGUUUGUAUCAAAGCUUUGUGCAGUAUCUUCAGUACUACUAUCAAAGUGGGUGUCUCUACAGGCUAAAAGCACUGGGAGAAAGACACAACUUGGAUUUGACUGUUGAGGGCUUUCAGUCGUGGAUGUGGCGGGGACUGACAUUUCUUCUCCCCUUUCUCUUCCUGGGCCAUUUCUGGCAGCUCUGGAACAGUAUUUCUCUCUUCAGAAUGGCACAGAUGCCUGAAAGUAAAGAAUGGCAGGUGUCCAUGUGUGGCUUCUGCUUUCUGGUUCUGUUUGCGGGAAACUUUUUCACUUUACUUGCAGUCGUCCGUCACAAGCGCAAAAACCAGCAAAAGACCAAGAGUCUGUGA